Messenger RNA from Onthophagus taurus, 1910 nucleotides. The record is from RefSeq and is a predicted model, not a curated record. Lineage: Eukaryota; Metazoa; Arthropoda; Insecta; Coleoptera; Scarabaeidae.
AUAACAAGGCCAAUUUCGUUUCUUAAUUGUUUAUUUUAAUUACUAUUUAAGUUAUAAUUGUAUUUAUUUUUUUUAUCUUCGCGUUAAGAAGAAAUUCUCAAAUAACCCAAAAAAAAAACGUGCCUGGAAAACCAACAACAAUAAAUUAAAUAACCUUAUCGUUCACCUUCGUCUAAAAAUUUCGCCACAAAUCAUAUAAAACCGAGAAUGCAAACUGCUCAAUUCCUUAUGUUAAAAAUUGAUCAAAUUCGUUGUUUUAAACCGCCGAAUUUAGUUCUUAUUUUAGCUGAUGAUUUGGGUUAUAACGACGUGGGAUUUCGUGGAAAUAACCAAGUAAAAACGCCGAACAUCGACGCUUUGGCUUAUAACGGGGUGAUUUUGGAUAAUUUUUACACUUUACCAAUUUGUACACCAUCACGAGCUGCUUUAAUGACUGGGAAUUACCCGAUAAAAUCAGGUUUUCAAGGUUUUCCAAUGAUGGCGGGCGAAGAACGUCAUUUACCAUUUAAUAUGCCAACUUUACCGGAGCAAUUACAAAAACUGGGUUAUCAUACCAAUUUAGUUGGAAAAUGGCACUUGGGGUAUGCUUAUAGAAAUGUUACCCCAAUUUCGCGAGGAUUUAACACCCACUAUGGAUAUUACAAUGGUUACAUCGGCUAUUUUAAUCAUAAAAUACGCGAAAAAGAAAUGGAUGGAUUGGAUUUUAGGGAUAAUUUUGAAGUAAAUCAUCAAGACGACGAUUUUUACGCAACAGAUCUUUUCACUAAACGAUCAAUUAAAAUCAUUAACGAUCAUAAUUACGAAAAAAAUCCUUUAUUUUUAAUGAUAUCCCAUUUAGCGCCACACACCGGGAAAACAUUAUCUCCAGGUGUUACAAUUUUAGAAGAAAAAAACACAGAGGAAAUGAACGAAAAUUUCGGAUACAUCAAAGACAUUAAUAGAAGGAAAUAUGUUGAUGUUGUAAAGUCUUUAGAUGAUUCCGUUGGAUUGGUUAUGGAGGCUUUAUCGAAUAGGGGGGUUUUAGACGACACUUUUAUCCUUUUUAUGAGCGAUAAUGGGGGAAUUACCACCGGGCUUCAUUCGAAUUUUGCCUCAAAUUGGCCUUUAAAAGGACUAAAAAAUUCAAAUUAUCAAGGAGGAAUUAAAGGAACUGCAAUUUUUUAUAGCAAACAUCUAACGUAUAAAAGAAAAAAUAAUUAUAACUUAAUGCACAUCACAGAUUUAUUACCAACGUUUUAUGCAGCUGGAGGGGGUGACACAAAAGAUUUGGGGGAAAUUGAUGGCAAAAAUCAAUUAUUAACCUUGUUAUUCAACAAACCAACUACAAGAAAAGAAGUUUUAAUCAAUAUAGAUGAAGUUUUAAACGGUUCGGGGAUUAUUUCGCACGGAGGAAGAUUCAAAUUAGUUCAAGGCGUUAUGAUGAACGGAAAUUUUGACGAUUACCACGGAGUUUCGGGUAGAUUAAAAGAGGACGGAUUUUACGACGUCGAAUCGAUCCUAAACAGCCCGACCAACUUAGUUUUAAACAAAAAAGAAUUCACAUUAAAACCCGAAGAUGUUUUGCAAAUACGAAAAAUCACCUCGACCAAAAACUGCCGGGGAUUCUCCAAUUACAACAUAACCUGCGAUUUAUGCCUGUUCGAUUUAUACAAAGAUCCGUGCGAAAGAAUCAAUUUAUCCGAAACCAACAAAAACUUAGUUAACGAAUUAAAAGGAAGAAUCGAUUUUUUUAACCGACAAUUAAUCCCGCAACAAAAUAAAGGCAUCGACCCGAGAGCUAAUCCAGAAUUAUUUAAUUCAACUUGGAGUUAUUGGUUAAAUUAAACGUCAAAAAAGUGAAUUAAAAUUAUUUAUUAAGGUUUAUAAUAAAACUUUUGGUUUGCCGCUUUGUUGUGGCCAACUCCACUGAC